Glycine soja is the source of this 1109-nucleotide messenger RNA. Its product is annotated as Golgi apparatus membrane protein-like protein ECHIDNA. The transcript is spliced from 7 exons. Lineage: Eukaryota; Viridiplantae; Streptophyta; Magnoliopsida; Fabales; Fabaceae. The record is from RefSeq and is a predicted model, not a curated record. Gene Ontology annotation, cellular component: Golgi membrane. Bases 221 to 772 code for a protein of 183 amino acids. Gene Ontology annotation, biological process: vesicle-mediated transport; protein secretion.
CCAGGCCCAUCCAUCUCCAAUACUAGUUCAACUAAAGCCCAAUCCAGCCCAAAACGCUUUUGGUAUACCAUUUGCAUUUCCAUUGAAAGAAAAAAAAAAAGUCCCCUAACUCUCCAUAGUACAACUUGGUACUUACAAUACAAAGGGAAAAGAGUAUAAGAUCUGGUAUGCUCUUGCUCCCACGUCUCUGAUUGAUUACUUGCAAGCUUCAUCUGCACUCAUGGAUCCCAACCAGCCCGUGGGUGAAAACUACGCCAAUCCCAGGACUUGCUUCUUUCAUGUCCUCUUCAAGGCUGCAGCCUUGGCAUUUUACAUUCUCUCGGCCCUCUUUAUUGAUAACUUUGUCAUCAUUUUCGUGGUGACCGUUCUUCUUGCCGCCCUUGAUUUUUGGGUAGUGAAGAAUGUGAGUGGGCGAAUUUUAGUUGGAUUGAGGUGGUGGAAUGAAAUUAAUGAUCUGGGUGAGAGUGUUUGGAAAUUUGAAUGUCUUGACCACGAGUCAUUGGCUCGGAUGAACAAGAAGGAUUCAUGGCUUUUCUGGUGGACCCUGUACCUUACGGCGGUUUUGUGGAUACUGCUGGCAAUAUUCUCACUCAUAAGGCUUCAAGCUGAUUAUCUCCUUGUUGUAGGAGUGUGUCUGACCCUCAGCAUUGCAAAUAUUGUUGGUUUUACCAAAUGCAAAAAAGAUGCCAAGAAGCAGAUUCAACAAUUUGCCUCUCAGACAAUUGCCUCUCGGUUCUCAUCUACCUUACAGUCAGCAUUCAGUGUUGUCUGAUCGUCAAAGAUGGAAAUGCAAGUUGAACUGUUCAAUUAUUGAGAUGCAGUGGAAGUUUGUACAUGAUUAUUUCGGCCAGCAUCGAAUUGGAUUUAUCAAACUUGCAUAGUUACUGAUACAGCAAAUGCAAAAUUUUGUACUUUUUACAUGAAAUGGCUUGAAUGAGACUUUGAUGAUCGAAUUACUUAGUAAAACAGUUCUUUGUAGGUGUAAAUCAUGUUUUUUCUUGUAUUCUUUUUACAUCGAUGGAUUCGGAUUUAUAUUCUGUAUGUCAACAAAUCUUUAUGGCAUAUAAUCAGAGGAUAUUGACUCAUGGAAAUUGAAGGAUAAUUAUAAA